GUUUCUGCCUGCGCUUGGUAAUUCGACGUCCACGGGACAAAUAGAUUUACAACAGUGACAAAGCAGAAGUAUACCAACGUCGUUGUGGUAAGUAAGCAAGAUGCCCUCCGUGUACUUGGGUGUGCACUUACCCUUCAAGCCGUACCAAAAGCUGAAGAUAGAAGAUGUCGAUCUCGGCGGUCGUACCGAUAUGCUUUGGUGCCAGGCGUUCAGGCUGAUAAAGAGCGAUGUGGCACCGCAAGAGUUCGAGUUCAUCUAUUGCGGCACUCCGUUGCGAGCUGACGAUGUCCUUCAGAACAAAGGAGUCACCGAUGGGGCGAUGAUACAUGUCAUACACAAGCGUCGUGAAAACGAUCCCUCGGUCGACGAGGUGCAGCCACAGGAAGAGCGUCACCUCACCGAGGCAGAGGUGCAGAAGGUGCUUUGUCUGUGGCGAAUGGUAGAUUCGUCGAACUUCCAGAAAGUUCGCCAACCGGAGUUCAUGAAGAAAGUGCUCGACGCGUACCCGUCGAUCCGGCGCAACCUGUACGUGCUGUCGUUGCUCAAGGAUCCAAUCUUGCUCUCCUCGAUGCAGCAGCCGGAAACGAUUCGUCGGGUCGCCCUGAAGCAUCCGGUUUUGAUCGAAGCGUCGCGCACCAUUGUACAGCUGCUUAACUCGAAAAUGAUAUCGAAAGUGGCCAACUGCCACCUUUCGGCACCACUCGACAGUGCCCUCGAUGAUCCGCUGUCGGAUUCGUCGUCGAGCGACGAAAACACCGCUUCACCGACCACUUCGACGGCACCAGCCACGAUCCGGCGUAUUACGGCCGACCAGCUCGCUUCGGCGCUGGCCUUUGCCGGGACGGGCGGGUCGUAUAAUUCGCUGUCGAACAUUUCUCAGCGCGACGCCGACAAUCGAGCGAGUCAACAGGAUGGAAGCGCCGAAAGUCCAACCACCGCCAGCUCCACUGCCGUGAAUCUGCCCUCAACGUCCGCCAGCCAACCAUCCACCAGUGCCGGUCCCGCGGCAACUUCCUCGGGUGAUCGCAUCACAUCCUCGAUGCUGUUCGACGCCAUUUCGAUGAUGUUCCAGCAGCAACGUUCCGGUGAAGGUUCGACAUCGGCCGGCACUUCUUCCGCCAGAGCAAGUACGGCGGCGGUGGCUAGCGAUGGUGGGGAAGCCACGGCCAACCAAACGGCGACGGUGGACGAACCGAUGGACACCACUCCUACCCCGGCUGCGCCUGCUGCCCCGAUGGGAGGCGAUCUUGGAGUGCAGACACAAUCACAACAUACGGCCAUGGCGGCCAGCAUCGGUCAGUACCGUAGCGAGCUGGAGCUGAUGCGCGAGAUGGGACUGACCGACACGGAGACGAAUCUACAGGCGCUUAUCGUUUGCAACGGGAAUGUAGAAUCGGCCGUCAAUCUCGUACUGAGCGGAAUGAGCAACUAAUUCGAACGCCGGCCAGCGGGACCGUUUCGUUUUUAUGUAGGGUAUUAUGUAAUUAUUUUAUUAAUUUGUCAAAACUCUUUGCUGAGGCUUCAAACGAUCAAGCCUGUGAAAAUAACCAACAUUAAAUGCGAAUAAAGUAUACAAAAUAAAUUUAUACAACAAACAGAAGUGUGAUUUCUGUAGUAUCGCUAGCGAAACCCGGGCGCUAAAAACAUGACCAACACGGUCGUUACCCCAUGAAGAAAAAGUCAUGUAUGAAUUAAUUUUGUAAACACAGUUGGGAUUUUGUUACAUGCCGUU
This is a messenger RNA of Anopheles coustani, 1732 nucleotides long. RefSeq names its product pneumococcal serine-rich repeat protein. Gene Ontology annotation, cellular component: cytosol. The transcript has 2 exons. The coding region runs from base 101 to 1432 and encodes 443 amino acids. Gene Ontology annotation, biological process: ubiquitin-dependent protein catabolic process. The record is from RefSeq and is a predicted model, not a curated record. Gene Ontology annotation, molecular function: polyubiquitin modification-dependent protein binding. Lineage: Eukaryota; Metazoa; Arthropoda; Insecta; Diptera; Culicidae.